UAAUUCAAUAAUUUCAUUAUUCCGACUCAUCAGACAACAAUAUUGUAUUAGCACCCAUCAAAUCAAAUACCCAUCACUACGAGGAACCUGUGGAUACCGAAUAUCCAUCAGAUACCCAUCGGAUAACAGGUACAAAUACCGAAUAUCCAUAUUACCUGUGGAUACCUUAUUAUAUCUAUAACUGUAGCCUAGCCGUGGAUAACAAAAUUCCACUAUAUCUAUACCCUACGAAUAAUUAUCCAUGGUUACGAAUGCGUCGUAUUAUUGCUCACUAUGAGGAACGUCAGAAGGAGCUCGAUAACGUCAUCGUGAUCUUGAUCUAUAUAAAUGCCCAGCCAGGUCCGCGCAAAAUGCACCAGCUAGCUAACCAACCCCCCUCCCGUGCCGUUCACCACCACUUCCUUCUUCCUCCCCCUAACCGCCACUGCACUGCUUACCCCCAUAUAGCUAACCGCAACUGCCAUUUCAACAACUUCUCGGUCAGCCUUGUCACAUUUUUUUGACACAUACAUACAUACAUACAUACAUACAUUCAAUUUUAAUUUGUUGGGUAAAUUAAAUUGGGUUCGAUCGAGUCCGACGAUGGCUUCUUUGAUGAUCAGUCUGUCGUCAUUCGUGAUCCUAUCAUUCUUUCAAGGUGCGGCCGGCGGGAUCACGUUCACGUUCACGAACCGGUGCGGCGGCACGGUGUGGCCGGGGUUGCUGGCCAACUCCGGGAGCUCGCCGCUGCAGACGACGGGGUUCGAGCUGGGGCCCGGCGAGACGCGGUCGCUGACGGCGCCGCCGGGGUGGUCGGGGCGGUUCUGGGCGCGCACGGGGUGCGCGUUCGACGCCGCGUCGGGCAAGGGCGCGUGCGCGACGGGGGACUGCGGGUCGGGCGAGGUGGAGUGCCGCGGCAGGGGCGCGACCCCGCCGGCGACGCUGGCGGAGUUCACGCUGGGCGGCGGGGGCAAGGACUACUACGACGUGAGCCUGGUGGACGGCUACAACCUGCCCAUGGUGGUGGAGGCGGCGGCGCCGGGCUGCCCCGUCACGGGCUGCCUGGUGGACCUCAACGAGCGGUGCCCAGUGGAGCUGCGCGCCGGCGGCCAGGCCUGCCGCAGCGCGUGCGAGGCGUUCGGCACGCCCGAGUACUGCUGCAGCGGCCAGUUCGGCAACCCGGACACGUGCCACCCCUCGCCCUACUCGCAGAUGUUUAAGGCGGCGUGCCCGCGCUCCUACAGCUACGCCUACGACGACGCCACCUCCACCUUCACUUGCACCGGCACCGACUACUCCAUCACCUUCUGCCCGCCUCGCGCUGGCACGUCCAGCAGCCAGAAGGCGACCAAGGGCCCCUUGCCGACGCCCAGGGACGUGCAGCUCGAGGGCGACUCGUGGCUGGCGAGCCUGGCCACCGGCGAGACGGACGCCGCGACGUCGACGGCGGCGGCGUCGCUGCUCCAGGCCGCAUCGGCAGCGGCCGCAGUCGUUGCCUUGCUUUUAUGACCGGAUCGACGACGGCGGCGGAUGGAUGAGGACGGCGAAGCAUAUAUUCUUUAGCCUUUUGUCUUUGUGGAUAGUGAAGUUGUUUGUUGGCAAGGUGGCGGUAAUAGCCUCUAGCGCUAUUAUAUAUAUAUAUAUAUAUAUAUAUAUAUAUAUAUAUAUAUAUAUAUAUAUAUAUAUAUAUAUAUAUAUAUAUAUAUAUAUAUAUAUAUAUAUAUAUAUAUAUAUAUAAUAUGGAUUUUAUUUUAUCAGCAAAUUUAAGAUGCACCUUACAUGUCAGCAAAACAUAUGCAUUCGUUUAUUUUCCUCAGUCUCAGCAAAACACUGUUUCUUUACUUCUUUCUUUUUUUUUAGUCUUCCUUGUCACAUGCAGUAUGCUAAGUAAAUAUUCAGCACGUUCUAUCA
Zea mays is the source of this 1890-nucleotide messenger RNA. RefSeq names its product thaumatin-like protein 1. Bases 583 to 1488 code for a protein of 301 amino acids. NCBI's taxonomy places the organism in Eukaryota, Viridiplantae, Streptophyta, Magnoliopsida, Poales, Poaceae. The transcript has 3 exons. The record is from RefSeq and is a predicted model, not a curated record.